Messenger RNA from Pyrenophora tritici-repentis Pt-1C-BFP, 1029 nucleotides. Its product is annotated as Glyco-hydro-61 multi-domain protein. The record is from RefSeq and is a predicted model, not a curated record. Lineage: Eukaryota; Fungi; Ascomycota; Dothideomycetes; Pleosporales; Pleosporaceae.
AUGCCUUCCAAGAUUCAAGCCGCUGCUCUCCUUGGCGCCCUCGCCGCUUCCGUCAACGCCCACGGUCGUCUUGCUGCCAUCAAGGUUGCCGGUGAGGACUUCACCUCCUACGACCCUUCCUUCCAGUACCAGAAGCCUGCCCCGGAGGUCAUUGAAUGGUCCUGCCCCGAGUGCCUUGACAAUGGUUUCGUGUCUCCUGACAUGUACACCGACGCCAGCCAGAUUGCCUGCCACAAGGACGCCACUGCCGGCGCAAAGGUAGCAAAGGUGGCUGCAGGAGGCAAGAUCGACAUUUCCUGGACCACCUGGCCCGAGUCCCACGUCGGACCCGUCAUCGACUACAUGGCCAAGGUGCCCGAUGCGACUGCCGCAAAGGCCGGUGACCUCGAGUUCUUCAAGAUCGCUGCUGCCGGUUUCGACGGCGGCAAGUGGGCUGCUACCAAGCUCAUUGCCAACAACAACACCUGGUCCGUCACUGUCCCCGAGAGCAUCGCUCCCGGCCAGUACGUCCUCCGCCACGAAAUCAUCGCCCUUCACUCUGCUGGCGAUGUCAACGGCGCGCAAAAUUACCCCAAGUGCAUCAACCUUGAGGUCACUGGCUCCGGUACCGCCACCCCCAAGGGCACCCCAGCCAACAAGCUCUACACUCCCACCGACCCCGGCAUCAAGGUCAGCGUCUACGGUGACAACUCAAAGUACCAGAUGCCCGGUCCCGCCCUUUUCUCCGGUGCGGGUGGUGCCGGCUCUGGCGCUGGCUCUGAGACUCCUUCCGGCUCAAACUCGUCGGCUCCUGCUGCUACCACCAGCGCCGCUGCCGUCGCCGUUUCUUCCAGCGCCGCCGCUUCUCCCACUCCUGUCGCUGACUCUCCUUCCGGCGGCGACGCACCUGCUCAGACUGGUAGCCCCAGCAGCGGCGGUGCGCUUCCCAAGGAGUUCACCAUUGACACCUUCAUCUCUUGGCUCGAGGAGAAGGCUGGCGGCAAGAGCAGCCAGAAGGUUCGCCGUCACCCCCGCGCUUUCCGCAACUAG